AUGCUCAGAUCUCAUGUUAAGUUGGCUUACAUGCCAACAAGGCUCCUAUCACAAACCUAUAGAGUCCCAUUCCAAGCGAGAAAUUCUAUAUUAGACAAGCAGCACAGAUUAGAACAGGAUACAGUUGAAUCACCUACACAAUUGGCUCAAGAGUCUCAUUUGCCGGUAGUGGAACAAGACUUAAAAAUCAAGCCACGUCAACCCAAAGCCAAGGCACCUUUCUUAUCAAAAGCAGAAGAUGAUCCAAACAACGCAAGGCUAUCCUCAUUCAAGGAAAAAAUUGGUCAAUGGAUUGUUUCUACUUUUUCCGUUGAUAUGGAUAAAUCAAGAAGUGGUCCAGUUGCCGGUGGGAUCUAUUUUGGUGAGUGUAAAAGACAAGCUCUAGUGUAUCCUAAUGAACCAAUGAGUGACACAGCUAAAUUCUAUUACCAGACUUUGGGGUUGCCCAUGUCAUUUUCGCAACAAGUACAAAUAACUAUUUUACAUUAUUGGAUUCUUUCAGUUAGAAUGAGGGCUCUACCUUUCAAAUAUGCCAAACAGUAUCAACAAAAACUAGUUGAUCGUAUAUUUGAAGAUUUGCUGUCGAGAAUGACUACUGAAUUGGGUAUAAAAUCGGGAAGGAUUAUUGAAGGGUACUUAAAAGAUUAUCAUACGCAAAUGUUGGGAAGUGUUUUGAGUUACGAUGAAGGGUUAAUGACUGAUGAUAUCACGUUAGCCGCUGCAUUGUGGAGGAAUGUGUUUAAUGCCAAUGACAAUGUUGAUAUAAGGCAUGUUGAGGCGUUGUUGGUGUACGUGAGAUCACAAUUGUACGUGUUGAACAAAAUGACUGAUAGGGCAUUUGGAUUCGGCAAGUUCAAAUUUGUACCACCAGAUCAAGUUGUGCAGCCGAUUUCCAAACAGCAAGAGGAGUUGAUCAAACAAAAGACGAAGGAAGAGUUUGCUGGUAUGACAUUACCAUCUCAAAAAUCAGUAUUAUCAAUGGAUGAAUAG
Lodderomyces parapsilosis is the source of this 990-nucleotide messenger RNA. RefSeq lists its product as uncharacterized. The transcript has a single exon. Gene Ontology annotation, biological process: mitochondrial respiratory chain complex III assembly. Bases 1 to 990 code for a protein of 329 amino acids. Lineage: Eukaryota; Fungi; Ascomycota; Pichiomycetes; Serinales; Debaryomycetaceae. The record is from RefSeq and is a predicted model, not a curated record. Gene Ontology annotation, cellular component: mitochondrion.